UUUUAUUGGCAAAGCUGUCAUUCAAAUGAAGCUACCAUUGUCAUGCGUGUUCGGUGUUUGUUCCGUCAACAGAAAUUAUGCGAAUUCGAAAUUUUUUAUCGUGGCUCCGAUGAUUAGUUUGCCCUGAGUGAAAUUCUACCCUUCAUGGGCGUACUUGGGCCUACAGUGAACUUCAAGUUGUUACUCAAGGGAAGUAUUUCACCAGAGCUGCGGCAAGACAAUGACGGACAACAAAGAUAAUGUAAAUUGGAGUAGAUUUGGUUUGGAUCCUGUUGGGCGAUCAGAGCCUUCUCCUCCAAGAUCACACGGCGAUCAAUCGGUAGAAGUAACAGCCAGUGGAAGUACAUCUUGUGGUAAUCCGAAUGUCAAAGAUCUCUUUGACGAAGAUCAGGGGGAUCAAGUGUCUCAGAAGCCAUGGUGGAAGGCAAACUUCUUUGUGAGAGAGCCAGUAUUAUUCGGAACAUGGGAUGGUGUAUUUACAUCAUGUAUGCUGAACAUUUUUGGUGUGGUGAUAUUUCUCAGAACAGGAUGGAUGGUGGGUAAUGCUGGCAUUGGGCUGUCAUUAUUGAUUAUUGUGUUAACUCUGCUGGUUGCUCUGGCUCCAGCACUAUCAGCCAUUGGUGUGUGUGAGCGCUGUCAUGUGGAAAGUGGUGGUGUGUACUUCCUCUUAGCACAUGUUCUAGGCCAGCGAAGUGGAGGAACUGUUGGAAUUCUUUAUUCUUUUGGAAUGGCUGUUAGUAUUUCAUUAUUUUGUGCUGGAUUUGGUGAAUCCCUGGCAGAGACCACAGGCUGGGAGGGGCCAUGGGCAGUCCGUGUGAUUGGUCUGAUCACUUCUCUCAUCCUAUUGGUUGUUGUUCUUGCUGGUGUCAAAUGGGUCGUCAAACUGCAGCUUCUCCUUCUUGCUAUCCUGAUGCUCUCUGUACUUGACUUCCUUGUUGGCACCUUUGCACAUACUGAUUAUUCUGCUGGGUUCACUGGCUACAGAACGGAAAAUAUGGAGAAAAAUGCUCCACCCAAGUUCUCCGAAGGACAGAAUUUCUUCUCUGUGUUUGGCGUUUUCUUUCCCAGUGCAACAGGAGUACUGGCAGGAAUCAAUAUGAGUGGAGACCUUAAGGAUCCUUCAAGUAAUAUUCCGGCAGGAACACUUGCGGCGUUAGGAUUUAGUGGAAUGCUGUACAUCUUGUUUGCUGUGUUACUUGGAGCAGUUUGCAGCCGCUAUGCUUUGCUCACAGACUAUAUGAUAGCAUCUAAGGUGUCUCUAGUUGGUGUACUGUUCCUCUUUGGUUUGUAUGUAUCCUCCCUUUCGUCCUGUCUUGGUGCUCAAUAUGGAGCCCCGCGAGUGUUACAAUGCAUCAGCAAGGAGAAUGUUGUACCUCUUAUUAAAUCACUCGGCAAAGGGCGUGGUCCAAAUCAGGAGCCGUAUGUAGCUGCAAUAUUUGUGGCCGUGAUUGCCAUAUCAUUUAUAAUGAUCGGUAACCUGAACGCUUUAGCUCCUAUCGUAACAAUGCCAUUCCUACUCACAUACGCUGCUAUUGAUUAUGCGUACUUCAAACUGGCCAUGAGCUACGAUAUACGACAACAGCAGAAAUUGCUUGAACGAAAACCGUCAUCGGAUCUGAAGAAGUCGCCAGAAAGUCGGUUGAUUUCGUCUGACUUUCAAGACAGUGGAAAGAAGUUGAGUUACGGCAGCAGUUCUGAGGAAAAAUAUGAUUUGGGAGAAGUGAAAUUUGGCGGGCAAGAUGCCAUGGAGAAGGAUGACUCUCAGGAGAAGGAAAAUAAGAAUAAAGAUGACAAUUGGUUUGAUUACAACUCGCCACUGGAUAUGCCAGAGCACGAUACAGCAGAGACGAAAGUUAAUUUGGAGGGCAAAGAUGGCGAAAAAGAGGAUACAGAAGUGUUUAAGGAUACAACAAAAUUGUUGCAGAAUGGGAGCAAUAAAGACAAGGAGGACACACUGAGAGAAAGAAGAAAAUCGGACGAAGCAGAUCGAGAGAAAAUUAAAGAACGCAGAAGAAAAGAGGAGUACUACAAUGAAGAGCAUCAGAUCAAAUGGGAAAUAGAAAAACAACCCUCUUCUUAUUAUUCAGAUUUAUGUAAUCGAUGGGUGUCUUUAGCUGGGGCGUUUGCCAGUAUAUUAAUUAUGUUCCUUAUUAACUGGGGCUACGCCCUCGCCAACAUCUCAUUGGCGUUAUUAGUGUACAUAUAUAUUGGUCAAGCAAACCCAGGAUUAUCAAAAGGAGUUGCUUCAGAUUUCGUGUUCUCUAAGUGGGUUCAAUCCUUGUGGGACAAGCUUACAAGGAAAGAAUCUUCACAACAACAAAUCGUUGUACCGAUCAGCGGUAUUCCUUAUCAGAUGUCCACCUAUCAGCUGACAGAAGAGAACACAGACUUUUCGUACCGAGAUAAACGGCACCAGUCCUCUAUGGUAACAAGCAUCGGACCCCAAUGACGUGAUAAUGUCAGGAGAUCAAGAGGAGGAAAGGUUCUUUUUCGGAGAAGUAUUUAUUGCGUUACUUCGCUUAUAAAAGUCAAUAACUGUGCAGUUAUGGUCAUUUUGUUAAAUAAUUUCUUCGGACACUUUUCUGAAACCUCCAUUGACAGAGCUGCUUUAAGUUCUAGUUAGUUAUUUAAAAAGCUGUCGAAUUUCAAUCGUUUUUGUUACAUAUUUGUUCCAAUUCAUUUUCGCAAAUGCCACAAAUCUAGUUCAGUCAUUUUUUUGAAUUUUCGAGUUUACUGGUCCCGCGAUGAUGAUGAUUAGAAUGAAUAAUUAGUGAAAAAUGGUUUACCUGAACGCACAACAGACUUAUUUGUAAAAGGGAAUUUAUCAUUUUGGGUGAGUUAGAGCUUAAAGAAUUUUGAAAAUACAAAUGGUUAUGAAAUUGUUAUAAAUAUUAGGUUGAAUGUAAGGUUUGUUUUGUAAAUACUUGGAAGAAUUUAUUUAUAUUGUAGGAUACUUAAUUUUCUGAAGCCGUCGAUCCAAACAGAUCCAUAGGGUGUAUUUAGGUUCAAAAUGAAGAAUGUUUCAUCGGAAAAUUUUAAUUUAUUGACAUGUGCAGAAGUUUUAUUUUUUUCCUAUUUUGUUUGAAAGGGUAAAUACAUGAAAAAUAUGUAUAAAAAGAUUGAACAAAAACGGAGUGACAAACAUUUGAGGAAAUGCUAGGUAUUUAUUAAUUUAUCCUCAAGGGUUACUGAUUUCGACCGUUUGUAGCUGAGAAAUUCAAGUAGUCCUUUUAUUCAAGGCUUUUGUUACUUCUGUAGAAGUGGUAUUCUAUUUGCUUACAGAGCGGUUUUUUGUUGAGUGUCAUCAUGGAAAUCUUGGAGAAUACCAAGGAUCACUGUAGCCAAUCAAUGAUGACAUUACAUUGAAAUAAACGAAUGAGAACGCGAAGAAGAUACUUGUGAUCAGGGCCUUAGUCAAGCGCGGGAAAACCGGCGCGUGGGAGUGCCUUUACAGCAGAAUUUUUAUUUAGUAGUCUCCUUUAUCAAUUUUUUUGCAUACCCAAACCUGGUCGAGAAAGUGGCGUGAGAUUUGAACCAUAGAGCCCGAUGAGGCAAAUCUUAAGCAAAAUCAAGAUUCCUCGCACUUAACAGUAAACCGCUCAAUCGGGAGAAAAUUUAGCGGGCGAAAGACGUGUAGAGGUAGGAACUUUACACACGAAGAAACAGAAUCCCAAAUUGAAUUAACUGAAUUAAUUUCUUGUCAUUUUGAAUCACUGGCUCAAAGUCAUGAACUCCAAAAAAAAAAAUGUGAAAUUAGUAUCCAAGACAGUUCUGUUUCUUGACUUAUUCUAUGAGUGUUCUUUGUGUUACCUUUCCAUCUUUGACUUUGUUCUCAAUGACAAAUCAAUUCACGUUUUUUCGGUGUCUAUUUAUCCCUUUUCUGAAAAGUGUUUUAAAGUAGAACUCAGUUGACAAGUCUGUUUCUGUUGUUAAUGCUUUGUUCGCAAAGUGAGCGGCCGUUUUUCUCGUAGCCUUUUAACAUAUCAAAACUCGAAGGCAGCUGAAAUUCUUUAAACAACAUAGGAUAGCGAGAAUUCGGACAGAAUUUGCAGUAAGCAAUAUUUUUUUUAAAAAAACUACGUCUUCAGGGCGUGGUACGAGCUGCUCUCGAAAGCGUUUUUGAUGUAAAUUUUUCGUGAGAAAGUAAUCAAUAAUUUACUUAAAAUAAUUUGUCGAGAAUCUUCCGAAGAGCUUGGUGCCGGCGGCUGCACCUUAUUAGUUUUUGCUUUUUUCUCUUUUUGCACUUAUAAUAAACGUCCACAUAGAUAGGCUUAAACAUUGCUUGUGAACAAAGAUUUAACAACAGAAGAUCAAGAACAAACUUGUUUUAAAAUCUUUAACUUUCUCUGGAACUGUUGUGGAGAGUUAACCUUGAAGUUCAUAAUGGAAUGAAAUAAACU
Messenger RNA from Pocillopora verrucosa, 4400 nucleotides. RefSeq names its product solute carrier family 12 member 8. The record is from RefSeq and is a predicted model, not a curated record. Gene Ontology annotation, molecular function: potassium:chloride symporter activity. Gene Ontology annotation, biological process: potassium ion import across plasma membrane; potassium ion homeostasis; chloride ion homeostasis. Gene Ontology annotation, cellular component: membrane. Lineage: Eukaryota; Metazoa; Cnidaria; Anthozoa; Scleractinia; Pocilloporidae.